CCACCAGAUCCAGUUGGCGUCUCAGUACGGAAGUAUCUGUUCAAGUUUAUUCUCUCCUACACUAACCGCGUCUCUACGGUAGCUUUGGCAUACGUUAUCAAUCGCUAGAUUGUCCUGUAAAUAUCGUUGGGUUGCACAAAACGUUGCUUAAUUGUCUGGUCAUGUGUCCUUCGUUUCCUACUUGUAUCCCUUUUGAUUCAUACAUACCAAGUUAUGAGUUUGAACCAGAGCAGAUCUAAGCUCUCUACAAGAGACCCUCGAGAAAGCUCUUCGUCCAUUGGAAAUGCAACUGGCGACGAGUUCGAUACCCCAGCCGGCCUGUCCCAGUACCGAUAUACCCCGUUCACAGGUGACAGCGGCGGAGUUCGGUUACUGAACUUCCUCCCCUGCGACUGUGGAAGUGCUGGAAAUCCGUGCUGUGAUCUUGAAAUCCAUCGCUACUUCAUCGAUCAGGCACCGCCCUACGUCACGCUCUCGUACUACUGGGGAGAUCCAACACCCUCUGAGACGGUCUGCAUCAAUGGAGCAGCCCUCAAGAUCACGAAGAACCUAUUGAUCGCUCUACGCUAUGUUGGCCCUCGGCUUCGGAAGCGGGGGUUAUUAUUAUGGGCUGACGGCAUGUGUAUCAAUCAGCAGGAUACCGAAGAGCGUGGGAGACAGGUUGCGCAGAUGGGGGAGGUGUAUGAGAAGGCCAAAUACGUCAUCGCGUGGCUUGGUGAAGCCUCUUUCAAUUUUAAGGCCACAUUGAAGAAGAUGAAAGAGUGGCAUGAAUGGCUUUGUAAAGAGCUACAAGAGCGGAAUCGGCUGAUCGCGGAUAUUGCGAAAGAAAUCGUUCAUAGCGACCCCUUCUUCCUUGGCCCGGAAGGCUCCGAGAGCGAUUUCGCAUGGAACGGCUUCCGCAGCAUGGUCUUGCGACCGUGGUGGGGAAGAGCUUGGGUUGUGCAAGAAGCGCUUCUAAACCAGAGAUUACGAGUAUUUUACGGGCCGUUCGAGAUAGACAAUGAGCGGCUUCUUUCUGCAUUCAUUAUCUUCGAGCAGCUGAAGGCAGACCAAGGUAGACUGUCCUUCAACUGCUCGGCUGCAAACCUGCUAUAUCUCCUACGGAACGACUUCAAAGACGCAAGCUCGCAAAGUGGAUUCACCUUUCUACAAGCACUAGACAGGACGAGGACGUUCGCAUGCUCGGAUCCACGAGACACCGUGUAUGCCGUUCUAGGACUUGUGAACCAAGGACCCGAAAGACUGCAACCGAACUAUUCCUUGCGGCUCUCUGAAGUUGAUCUUCAGGUGGCUACAUAUCUGUUCACAACGUCUCCUCGCAAGUCCAAGCUAGACUUUCUUGGUUUCGUUUGGAGCCCGAGAACCUCCUCCCGCCCGAAGAAUCGGCAAGAGUCAGGGAAACCAUAUCGUCCCAGCUGGGUGCCGACUUGGUCAGUGAACAGUGGCCAUCCGUUCGGCAAAUCGAUCAAUGAUAGAGGAACAAUCAAGCCAGUCUAUGCCGCCAGUGGUGAUUCUGCUGAGCAGGCCCGAAUUGACGGCACUGUUCUACGCGUCACAGGAUUCUGCAUCGACACAGUUGCUAAAGUGCUAGUGUCCUGUGAACGAGGAGACGCAGGAGAAAACAAUACUCUGUUGUUAUCUUGGCGGCCCAAAAAUGAGCGCAAGAAAUACGUCAGCGGAGGCGAUCUUGAUUCAGCGUGGCUCCGAUGCGUCGUUGCGGAUGUGGAUCGUGGUGCAUUCAAGAUCAACAAACGAGGUUAUGCGUUCCCAUCAACGUCAUGGGUCUCGACGAGUUACAGCGCUCAAACGGCUCUGCAGUGCGCUACUUACGGCCGAAGAAUGUUCUAUACGAAGAAGGGAUUUAUGUCCCUUGGCCCGGCAAUAUGCGAAGUUGGAGAUAGGGUCUGUUUGUUCCUUGGUGGUCAGUUGCUGUAUAUUAUCCGUCCGAACGGGGAUGGUACCCACAGUUUCGUUGGGGAAGCGUAUGUGCAUGGACUUAUGGAUGGGGAGGCGAUGGAUAGGGAGCGAUUUCCUGUUAUGAAGGAAGUAUUCGAGCUCACAUGAACUGGAUGGUCUCCGGGUUCUUUUUCUCGACUAGAUGGUCUACGCCGCAAGAUGCAAUAGGAGUAAGGUCGGCCGAGUGUCUACGACGUUUAUUACAAUCCUUUUCUGAUUACAUC
Molecule: messenger RNA, 2180 nt
Organism: Eremomyces bilateralis CBS 781.70
Lineage: Eukaryota; Fungi; Ascomycota; Dothideomycetes; Eremomycetales; Eremomycetaceae
Product: HET-domain-containing protein
Exons: 2
Coding region: 214-2064 (616 amino acids)
Source: RefSeq, a predicted model, not a curated record